This is a messenger RNA of Colius striatus (speckled mousebird), 4158 nucleotides long. RefSeq names its product TBC1 domain family member 23 (gene TBC1D23). The record is from RefSeq and is a predicted model, not a curated record. The transcript has 19 exons. Lineage: Eukaryota; Metazoa; Chordata; Aves; Coliiformes; Coliidae. Gene Ontology annotation, biological process: retrograde transport, endosome to Golgi; embryonic brain development. Bases 60 to 2141 code for a protein of 693 amino acids. Gene Ontology annotation, cellular component: trans-Golgi network.
AAAAACAACCCACUCUCCGGUCGCACUUUACGGCCGACCGAGGAGGCACGUCAACAGCUAUGGCGGAAGGAGAGGAGGUGUCGCCGCCGUCGUCGAGGUGCUGGGAAAAAGAUCUUGCAGACGCUUUAGAAGAAGGAGGCUGUGAUCUCGAAACUGUGAGAAACAUCAUUCAAGGAAGGCAAUUGCCUGCUGAUCUGAGGGCCAAAGUCUGGAAGAUUGCACUUAAUGUUGUAGGAAAGGGAGACAGCCUAGCAUCCUGGGAUGGCUCUUUAGACCUACCUGAACAGAGUAUAAUUCAUAAGGAUUGCCAAGAGCUAAUUGACCAAUUGUCAGUGCCAGAAGAGGAGAAGUCAGUGUUGCUUUUGGAUAUUGAGUCUGUUAUUACUUUUUAUUGUAAGUCACGCAAUGUUAAAUACAGUUCUUGCCUCGGCUGGAUACAUCUACUCAAACCUCUGGUGCACCUUCAUUUGGCACGCAGUGAUUUGUACAACUGCUUUUAUGCUAUCAUGAAUAAAUUCAUUCCAAGGGAUUGUUUUUUGAAGGGAAGACCGUUUCAUCUCUUUAGACUGCUUCUUCAGUACCAUGAGCCUGAACUCUGCUCCUUUCUUGAUACUAAGAAGAUGACUCCAGACUCCUAUGCACUCAACUGGCUUGGAAGCCUCUUCUCCUAUUACUGUUCAGAUGAAGUCACUCAGGCAAUAUGGGAUGGAUAUCUACAACAAGCAGAUCCAUUCUUUAUUUAUUUCUUAAUGUUAAUCAUCCUGGUCAAUGCAAAAGACGUUAUUUUAGCACAAGAAUCAGAUAAAGAAGAAAUGAUAAAAUUCUUAGAAACUUCACCAGCCAAUCUUGAUUUAGAAGAUAUAGAAGAUCUCUUCUCUCUGGCACAGUAUUACUGUAGCAGAACUCCAGCUUCCUUCAGGAAGGACAACCACAGUCUCUUUGGCAGCAGCUUGCUGGGCCUCAAAGAUGAUGACACAGACUUGAGCCAGGCACUCUGUCUAGCAGUUUCUGUGUCUGAGAUUCUUCAAGCAAAUCAGCAACAAGGAGUCAGUGAAGGAGUAAGAUUCUUUGUAGUGGACUGUCGUCCUGCAGAGCAAUACAACGCUGGGCAUUUAUCAACAGCAUUUCAUUUAGACUCGGAUUUGAUGCUUCAAAACCCAUCAGAAUUUGCACAGUCUGUAAAGUCCCUGUUAGAAGCACAAAAACAGUCUAUUGAGUCUGGCUCCAUAGCUGGUGGAGAACAUCUUUGCUUCAUGGGAAGUGGCAGGGAAGAAGAAGAUAUGUAUAUGAACAUGGUGCUAGCACAUUUCUUACAGAAAAAUAAGGAGUAUGUAAGCAUUGCCAAAGGAGGAUUUAUGGCCCUCCAGCAACAUUUAGCUGAUAUCAACGUGGAAGGCCCAGAAAAUGGAUAUGGCCACUGGAUUGCUAGUACUUCAGGCUCAAGAAGUAGCAUAAACUCCUCUGUUGAUUUACUUUUACAGGGUGAUUCUCCUAAUGGUUCAAGUGAUGGAAAAGGAGUCAAAUCCCUGGUGAAUAAAAUGACGGUUGCUUUGAAGACUAAAUCUGUGAAUGUGAAAGAAAAAGUUAUUAGUUUUAUUGAAAAUACAUCUACUCCAGUGGAUAGAAUACCUUUCAAUAUUCCCUGGCCAGACAGAGCAAGCCUGGAGCGACAUGUCAGUAGCAGUGACAGAGUAGGAAAACCCUACCGUGGUGUGAAACCAGUAUUCAGCAUCGGAGAUGAAGAAGAAUACGAUACCGAUGAAAUUGAUAGCUCCUCAAUGUCAGAUGAUGAUCGGAAAGAGGUCGUCAACAUCCAAACAUGGAUAAAUAAACCUGACGUGAAGUAUAACUUCCCCUGUAAUGAAGUAAAAGAAAAUGGACAUAUGUUUCCCAGUCACCUCCUAGUAACAGCAACUCACAUGUACUGUUUGAGAGAGAUUCCAUCGCGAAAGGGACUGGCUUAUAUACAGUCUCGACAGGCACUCAACUCUGUAGUCAAAAUCACGUCCAAGAAGAAACACCCGGAACUGAUCACCUUUAAAUACGGAAAUAGCAAUACUUCAGGCAUAGAAAUUUUGGCAGUUGAAAGUAUGCAGGGGAGUCUCUGCUCCAGCACACCUCCUCCUGUCUUCCCUCACUGACUUUGGGGUCCACAUGGUUGCUUCUCUCAUCCAACUCCUUCCACCAUCACCAGCUGGGAAAGAAGGAAGGGCAGAACAAGAAGGAACAGGAAGAAGCCCCUUCUUCUGGCUGCUUCUUCUUAAAAAGUGAUCAUAGAGGUGCCUAACUGGCUCAGCCCCAGAAGUGGGUCUGGCUCAGAGCUGGGGAGAGUUUCAACUUCUUACAGGAGCCAUCUUUACAGCCCGAUACCCAUUACCAGAAAUGGCUCCAUGUCAAACCAUGAUAAAAAGUAACAGUUUUUAUUUAGGAAUAGAUAAAUUCCCUUGUAAACUAGGAAAAAAGAUUGUCAUCAGGAUGAGGAGAAUUACAAGACCCAGGAGAAGGACUCCAUGGUCUGCAACAACAGUUGUUGGCGAUGGGAUGAAAGCAAGAGCAACUAUCUGCAGCCUUAAGUAUGGAUUUGUGAAGGAUGAGAUUGAAGAGUGAUCUUUCUUCUGUGGUGUCCUUUUUGAGACAUCUGACAUUUAUUGUGGUUUGUACAAGGAGUCUAGAAGCCUGACUUCAAACCCCUGAUGUCUGGUUCUUGAAAGUUGUUGUUGCCAUGCUCUGCAUUUGUGUGCUUAAGUCUGGGGGAGGUCAGAGGGAUGAGUAUAUUGGGCUAUUUUCCACUGAUGUAGCCUGUUGGUACCAUUUUAACAAAGUUGCUGAUGUCAGCAAGGGCAAGUGCAGAGUAUUGCUUCUGGGGAGGAACAACCCCAUGCAAAAGUGCAGGCUGGGAAUUGACCUGCUGAAGACCAGCUCUGCAGAGAGUGAGACCUGGGAGUGCUGGAGUGCUGGUUGACAAUAAACUAACCAUGAGCCAGCAAUGUGCCCUUGUGGCCAAGAAGGCCAAUGGCAUUCUGGGAUGCAUCAAGAAGAGUGUGGCCAGAAGGUCAAGGGAAGUUCUUCUUCCCCUCUGCUCUGCCCUGGUGAGGCCUCAUCUGAAGUCCUGUGUCCAGUUCUGGGCUCCUCAGCUCGAGAGGGACAGGAAACUGCUGGAGAGAGUCCAGCACAGGACCACCAAGAUGAUCAGGGGAGUGGAGCAUCUUCCUUAUGACGAAAGGCUGUGGGAACUGGAGCUCUUCAGCCUGGAGGAGACUGAGGGGGGAUCUCAUUAAUACUUACAAGUAUUUGACAGGUGCAUGUUAAGAGGAUGGGGCAACACUUUUUUCUGUAAUGCCCAGUGAUAGAACUAGGGAUAAUGGACAAAAGCUGGAACACAAAAAGUCCCACUUAAAGGGAAACUUCUUUCCUGUUCAGGUGAGGGAGUCCUGGCACAGGCUGCUCAGAAAGGGUGUGGAGUCUCCUUCUGGACAUGUUCCUGUGUGUCCUAAUUGAGCAGGGGGUUUGGAUUAGAUGAUCUUUAGAGAUGCCUUCCAACUCCUACCAUUCUGUGAUUCUAUGAUCGGUUGGAUAUAUUCUCAUCCACUUCCUUGGGAAGAACUAUAUGUAGUGGGUGUUCUGUAUUCACAAGAAGUGGGAGAUGAGUUUCCUUGCUUAGUAGGGAGGUUGUUCUAUGCCUGUUGGCUGCUUAGAAUUAAAAAUUAGUUGGUCAGACAAAGAUUGCUUAAAAGGUUACAGAGAACGUUGCUGCUUGUUGAAGUACUUUAUCACCACCUUGUUGACUGGAGCAGAUCCAGAAGAGAAUGGAUAGUAAAUAAAUGAUCUUGAGCUAUCUAUAGAAAUUUUUAAAAAAUGAGUACUGUGGCGCUUGCGUCAGACAGUGCUGUCUGUAAACACUGAACUACCUGUUCAAUGCUGCUGUCAAUUAGUGAAGAACUUUUCCUUUCCAGGAUGGCCUGUGAAAUAUUCCCCAACAGUUCCAUGUUCACAAAGGAAACUGUUUCGUAGUAUAAACAGGAAUUAAAUGUUAUUUUCUUAGUAGCUUUUCAUUUUAAUAUCUUCCCCUCCUCCUUCCCCCUAGUUUGUGCCAGAGCAAAAAAUCAAAACAAGAAUUAAUAGAUACUCAAAAGUUUUAGAGUGAAUUAAUCAUGGCUU